Molecule: messenger RNA, 4471 nt
Organism: Cinara cedri
Lineage: Eukaryota; Metazoa; Arthropoda; Insecta; Hemiptera; Aphididae
Source: the annotation of a GenBank genome assembly
UCUAUUUAUAUGACUGAAGUGAUUAAAUAAUUGUAAAUACAUUAAUCACUUGUUCGUCUGACAGUUCUAUCGCUCAGGCAUAUAUUAUAUUAAUAUAUAUUUAGUCGUUUUAUGAAAACAAAACAUGUGGAAAUUAACUGCACUUGGUCUGGUAGGUACCUAUAUAUUCUGUUCUUUUUUUCUAUAAAAUUUAUUAAAAUAAUUCUGAAUUAAAUCUGUGUAAUAAUAUAGAUAUGCGUAUUCGUCGCAAUCGGCGAUGCAUACUGGUUCUGUAAAACUACUAAUAAUAUUGUUCGAGCUUUUGAAAAAUAUAACUUUGGAAAGAACAUUUCAAAUGGACUGCCGUGCAAAAAACUACUGGUAAUAACAGUACAAAAACAAUAUCUUUGAAAAACGUUUUUGACCAAAGUUUGGUUAAACAUUUUUUGAAAUCCUACGAAUCUUGACUACAGAUAAUAGAAUUUUGUAUAAACCCAUAAGAAUAACUAAUAACAUUUCCAAAGACUUUUGUAAAGUUAAACAAAUUUUAUCCACAUUAAACCAUAAAAAAAAUUUAAAACACACAUUCCAUAAAGCUAUUCCUAUCUACAUUCCUAUCUCCUAUAUAUUAGCUAUCUACGAAUAUUUUUAACCGAAUUACAAAAAAAAAAACAAGAAAAGUAGUAAGUAACUAGAAAAUAAUCUCGUACUAUAGUAAAACUGAUACAACCUUCGCAACACUCAGAAUCUAAAAUAAAAAUACCAUUAUUCGAUUUUUUACAAUUAUUCAAAGAACAACAAGGUAAAUCAAAAACUGGCUUAUCUAAUGUAGCACCUACUGUACUAUACUACCUAGACAACAUUUUCUUUUAGAAAUUAUACUACACUAUGUUUAUUUACCAUUUCUAUUUCAAAUAAUUUGUUAAUAGACAAAAUAAUCUAAAAAAGCAUAAAUCAUAAACCUAAUCUCUCAUAAUCUGAAUAUAAAUAGAUUAAUUUGAUCUAAAAUGAAAAAGAAAAAACGCAUAACUUAAGUAUUGCAACAGGUGACUUAUUUCGAAUGUAGUGUGGAAGUAAAAAUGGGCAAUGUACUCAAAUCCUUAGAGGUCGAAGAUGCACCGUCGGUACAUUGGGAAUGGGCUGAUGAAGACAAGAACUAUACGUUGAUUUUCACCGGUAAGUUAAUGGAAAUUUGUAUUGUUUUAAAUUCUGAGAGUCUUCUGCCAGAAUUCUUGCAUACAAAUGUUUAAUCAAAUUUAGCUCAGAAUCAUUUUUGGUAGGCAAAAAUUUAUCAUUGUAUAUAUUAAUAAAUACAGUGUGUCUUAACGUGUUCGACGAAUUUUUCUAGCAUUGUUAAUUUUAAAAUUGUUUCGAUUUUUUUUUCAUACGGUGUUUCUACAACUUUUCUACCAGAAAUCUUGCUCCGAUUUUCUUGUACAGUAUUUUUUUUGAAAGACACUUUAUCUUUAUGGUACUUUAGGGUGGUUAUUUUCGAAGUGGUUUACAUAAUAAUAGGGAAAAAAUGUAGAAAAACACGAAAAUGUACGUAUAUGUAUAAAAGAAACUUCGCUCCAAAUCAUUUUUUGUAGGCAAAUGUUUUUAUUGUUGUAUAUAAAUUAAAUUUCCCUCUAUAUCCCACCUUCCCAACUUUUAUUCUUCAACAGUAGCCCUCCUAUCAUGUGAAGUAUAUCCGUCGUUUUUAUAUUCAAAUUGACUAUUUCAAGCCAAAAACCAUACCCAUUGUGUGAAAUAUGUCUAGCUAUUAUAAUUUAUAAUUCAUGAUUUUUACACACAACGCAGACGCUGAUUACCAGAAUCAUAAAAACUCCAAACACGAAGAAUUUAUCCUAUGGAUGGUGGUAAACAUACCAGGUAACCAUGUCAAUUAUGGCGAAGAAAUAGUAGAAUAUAUACCUCCUAAACCAAAGAAUAAAACUGGUAAAGAAAUUCAAGAUAGAAAUGUUAAUAAUAAUAUAAUAUAAAAAAUAUGGACAACUCAUAAGUUUUGUAUUUUCCAGAACUUCAUCGGUGCAUAUUUUUGGUGUUUGAACAAGAGGAUGGAAAGUAUGACUUCGACGAUGUGAUACACAUAAAAAAAAAGUAAGUAACAAUAUUACAAUAAACAUACAAUGUCAAUGUCAUAUACAAGAGUAUCAUAAGCGUGCGCAGGCAUUGUUCGCAGGUGAUCCAUUCCUCUACUUAUCCCCCCCUUUCUUUACAAAGAGAUCCAUCUAAAGAUACGUACUAUACAGGCGCGGAGGGAUGAGAUUAGUUGUUAUCGAUUAUAUCUCCCCCAUUGACUUAAAAAUACAAAAAAGAAUAUGAGUGAUCUAAUAUCGAAGUGCAUAUAUUUCAGCCAAGUUACGAGGAAAAGUUUGGUUAGAAAUUGGUUUUUAUUUUAGAAUUCGAUUUUUAAAUCACCAAUUCACAUAGUCGAGUUAUCUAGAGAUGGUGACAACGAUUUAUUCAAGAUUUUUAUUUGUUACAUUCCCUCCCAUUGAAAAUUCCUGGGCACGUCACUGAAACUAUAUAACUAAAUAGAUGCCAAACUCUAUAUUCUACAGUGUAUACGUUUUGGAAGACAAGUAGCCAAUAGAUUAGGCAAUUUUUAUAAUCUGUAAUUAAUAUUAUUGCGAUAAUGUGAAGAUAAAUUCAAAAACGCAGUUUUAUAUCCAUGUAUUUCAUAAUUAAUGAGCAAAACAAAAUAUAGGUUUCCUACAGAUACUGCAUGUGUAUACGAAAAAUAAUGUUAAAAUAAAUAUUUACCUACAAUAACUUUGUGUGUACAAAAUUAUAAAGGAAAGGUGUAGUUAACUAUUGUAACAGUCGUGUAAAGAGGAUUGUGGGAGCGUAUCUCACAUGGGCCUUUGAUGUGUCUAUAAUUUUAGCACCCCUAUUUACCCACCUACAACAGUGGCCGCACUUGCUCCCAAUAUUAGCUUUUAUUUACUCAUUGAUAAAUUUUUCUAGCAUGGCACUGCACAUAGCACAUCAAAUCAUUUUCAAUAUUUUGAAAUUUUGAUUAUUUACAUUUUAUGUUGGCAGGAAUUAAUAUUAUAAAAACUUGUCUCUAUGUAUCUAUGCUAUACUAUAUCUUAUAGUGAACAAUUUGAAAAAAAAUAUCUUUAAUUCUAUCGUUAAAAUUUUUUAAUUUUUUUUACUUAUGAGCCUACCCCCAAAACUACUCUAGGAAUUUUUUUUUUGUACUUCAUUUCAUUUAUACAUUAUACAGGUAGGUUAGUAUACAAGGUGUAACUAAUAUUUAAGUUAUUAAUAGUUUGUUAAUGUUCUUAUUUGUAUUAAUGUAGUUAUCAUAUUAUGAUAAAAAUUAAAUUUUAAUUUAUAAAAAUAUAUAUUUUUAGUAACAUUGAUGCCCGGAGAAAUUUUUCAACCAAUAAAUUUGUAUUGCAGAACAAUUUAAUAUUAGUACCAACAGGUGGUAAUUUCUUUUUAGCCAAAUAUUCUGCUCCAGAUGCACACAAAAACUGUUGAGCAAAAGUGGCUCAUUAAUAUUUAUAACAUUUUAAGUAAGUUUUCUUAUUAUCUCAUGAAAUUAAUAUUGGCUAUGCAUCUUCUUAUUAAGAUUUAUUAAUAUUAUUAUGCAAAAAUAUUAGUAAUUAUAAAAUACCAAUUAUUUUAUUUCCAUAAAUAUUAUUUUUUCUUUAAACCAAUUCAAUUCUAUAUUUGUACGGUUUAUUUAAUAUCACAAUUCAUACGAAUGCUAUUCUAUACUACAUAUAUUUUAUCAAUAUAUUACAAGUGUUUAUAAUAUUAAAAAGGAAAUACAGUCGACUCUCGAUAAUUCGAAGUUGGUGGGAUUCAUAAAAAAUUUCGAAUUACCGAGAGUUCGAGUUGUUCCGAGUAGUUAGAAAUAUGGAGAGAGCAAAAAAAAUAAUUUUUGUUUUUUUUAUUAUUAUAUAAUAAUAAAUAAUAAAUAAUAUAAUUUUUUAUUAUAAUUAUUCUAUAUUUCAGCAUAUUAGGGAGGGGGGGGGGGUAUUACAAUAUUUAUAUUGGCUUUCGACAAGUUAAAAUACGAUAAGAGAGAAAAUUAAGAAAUAAAAUACUUACGAUAAAGUACUUAGAGUACUUCUCGUAAGAGAAUAAUUGUAUAGUUAAGUAUUGAAAAUAAUAAUAAAAUAACGAAAAGAUUAUAAAAAAAUUAAUUUGGCGAAUAUACUUUAAAUUGCCGAGUGUUGAACUGAUUUAACUUCAAACUGUCACGUGUUAAUGACCAGUUUUCCUAACAUUAAAUUUCGAAUUAGCGAGGGUAAUUAAAUUAAUGAGUUUUUAUUCGAAUUGCCGCGAAAUUUUCUAAAGAACGAACAUUAACUUCAAAUUAGCGAAAGCUUCGAAUUAUCAAGGAUUUUAAUUAUCGAGAGUGGAUAAUUACCUAUGAUGUCUAUUGUCUAAUACAUAAAACUAUUUUCUUGUUAUAAUUAAUUGCAAUUUGGAUUUAUAAGAUUUAAAUAGUAUAAUUUACUAAUAAAUUCAU